Clavispora lusitaniae ATCC 42720 is the source of this 840-nucleotide messenger RNA. It is a transcript of the gene PHB1, whose product is annotated as prohibitin subunit. The record is from RefSeq and is a predicted model, not a curated record. Lineage: Eukaryota; Fungi; Ascomycota; Pichiomycetes; Serinales; Metschnikowiaceae. Gene Ontology annotation, biological process: mitochondrion organization. Gene Ontology annotation, cellular component: mitochondrion; membrane.
AUGUCUUUCCGCGUUGCAGACCGUCUUUCCAAAAUUGCCAUCCCGGCUGGUAUUGCUUUCACCUUGGCACAAUCGGCCAUGUAUGAUGUUCAGGGCGGACAGCGUGCAGUCAUUUUCGACCGUUUGAAUGGUGUUCAAACAGCAGUGAUUGGAGAAGGCACGCACUUUGUCAUUCCGUGGUUGCAAAAGCCCAUUCUCUUUGAUGUGAGAACAAAACCAAAGACCAUUGCUACCACUACAGGGUCGAAGGACUUGCAGAAUGUUUCUUUGACGUUGCGUGUUUUGCAUCGCCCGGAUGUCAUGCAACUUCCCCGGAUCUACCAGACGCUUGGCCUAGAUUACGAUGAGCGUGUUUUGCCUGCCAUUGGAAACGAAAUCUUGAAGAGUAUUGUGGCGCAGUUUGAUGCAGCCGAGCUUAUUACCCAAAGAGAAGUGGUGAGUGCCCGUAUCCGCCAGGAACUUUCCCGCAGAGCCAGCGAGUUCAACAUCCGUUUGGAGGACGUGUCCAUUACACACAUGACGUUCGGCAAGGAGUUCACCAAGGCUGUUGAGCAGAAGCAGAUUGCGCAGCAAGAUGCCGAAAGAGCAAAGUAUCUAGUGGAACGUGCAGAACAAGAGAGAAAAGCUGCAGUGAUUCGCGCAGAAGGUGAGGCUGAAGCCGCUGACACCGUCUCGAAAGCAUUAGCGAAGGCAGGUGACGGCUUGCUCAUGAUUCGUCGUUUGGAGGCGUCGAAGGAGAUUGCGCAGACUUUGGCAAACUCUCCAAGCGUGUCGUACUUGCCAUCAGGAAAAGCGGGCGAGGACUCGAAAAACUCAUUGUUGUUGAACGUGGGACGCUAA